AGUCACCUGAAAGCCGAACCGGAAGUAUGUAUAUAAAGGCAAUAACAGACCCAGAUUCGCUCCCACAAGGAAGAGAAGUUGUCACUUUUGUUUGGACGUGGUCGUCGUCUGCUUUAAGUCUGGAGUUAACUCCCAAAACAGACAAACCAGUUGCGGAGCCAAACAAUGGUACAGCUUCCCACAUCUCCAAAGAUGGGUGUCCCUCAUCUUGCUGAACAGUCUGAGGAGAGGAAGGAAAAACUGGAAGACACAGUGAUUGUUGGAAGUACAAAGGGAGACAUAUCUGCUACUCUGUGCGCCCUGGAGAGCAUUGAAUUUUCCAAAGCUUAUCAUGGGUAUGAAAACUACAUAGAAGAUGGCCUUAUCUGCCUCAAACACAAGGUUCGCAACUUGGAGAAAAAGAAGCUGAAACUGGAAGACUACAAGAAGAGGCUUGACUGCGGUGAGACACUAAACCAAGACCAAAUGGCUGCUGCUGAUACGUAUGAGCAGGUGGUGCACAAUCUAAAGUUUGUUCAGGAGCUACACAAAACCCUGGAUAGCUUGACGCAAAACCUGUUAAGCUCGCAGAAGAGGGCUGUCAAGCGGCAACAAGUGGUGAGGAUAGAGGCAGAGAGGAAGCAGUUAAACAUGGUGCUCCAGAUCCAACACCUCCUUACCAGCCUAGAACAAGAGCAUGUAAAAAAAGACCUACUAAAUGGACACAACCAGGCACCCUACCUCCCAGUCCAGAAACUGCACAGCCUUGGCCAGCUUGCCAACUUGCUUGGAGUAAGGCAGGAUAACAGAUUAAGUUUAGAGCAGCGGAUGGCGCAAGCGACUGUGGUCUACAUGGAUCUUCUGGAGGGAAAAGACAAACCAGUAGCUGGAUCGACAUUUAAACUACUUAAAGAAGAGCUCACCCGAUUGUUGAACUCCAAAUACUUCACCUGUCUUCCUUUCAAAAAGACUCCAGACAUAUCAAAGAUGACGCCCACUGAAGUUCCUAAAGAGACUAUUGCUGCUCAAAACCGGAUCGGAGAGUUUCGGGUCAUGAAAGUAGAGGAACCUCCUGACUGCUGGGAUCUGGAUGGAGUCACUUCACCUCAAGUUACAGUCCACAAGCCAUGGAAAGGAGCAGCUACUUUAAUCCCCAAAGUUCCCAUUACUGACAAGAGCAAAUCCACUGAGAGCAGAAAGGAGCGGAAAGCUAAAAGGAGCCAAAACGCCAAGACUGAUGUUCUCAUGGAUUUACCAGGACUAAAAUUUGACUCCCUGUCAACCUUAUCCAAAGACCCUAUCCUGAGGAAAAAGGAUUUGGAAGACCUAAUGACAAAUAUUUGUGGCUCAUUCAGUUUUAUACAGAAUUCUCUUCUAGAUUGUGGGUCAUUUCCAGAUAAUGGACACUCCAAAUUGAAAAGGGAGCCACCUGAACAGUCAUCUCCUUUGGCUCAGGCAGAUUUAAUAAGCUCAAGUGAGUCCCUUUCAAAGGAAAUGCAUUCGACCCCAAACCCUAAUAGGCUUCUGGACCGAAAAACCAGUCUGACAAAUGGGGACCAAUGCCUAAAAAGCUAUGGACUGGAGCUUUCCUCAGAUGAGAAUCUACAAUUGCCUGACAGAGGGAAACUUUCCUUGCCAUUGUUUGGCAACACAGAGUUGACAAUUACUACACUAGUGACUGAAUCACCGAAGCAUUCAUCCUGUACCAGGACGACACAGAGCAACUCCAUCCCUGUUCCUAAGCAUACAUUUUCCACACCGCCCACAAGGCAAACUGUCACGUCUGCACAUUUUCAAAAUAUUGAGUCGGUAUUUAAUGAGAGGGUUGAGGUACAGCCCAGGUACACCACUUCCAGCACUCAAACACUGCCUGAGUUUGCUCCCUCAGAACAAUCACAGCCACUGGGGGGGUCUUACAUUUUUCAAGCUCAUUCCAAGAACUCUGGCCCUCUGUUCUGUUCUUCUCGAGAUUCUGGAUCCCAUCAUGCAUAUGGAUGCGGAGGACGGCAUAAUUCCAGUGCAGCCUGGAGUGAGUCCUCAAAAGUUAGCAGCCCAGAGCGUGAGGGAGAAUUUACAAUGGUGGAUUCAGGACAUGGAGAUUCUCUACACGUCUCUCACAUAGAGUUUCCACACAGUCCUCGUGGCCACCAUCACACUACUCUACUUCCUAUGCAACUCUAUCCUGUCUCCCAGCCGCUGCGAGUGGCAUUCACCGCCUCUCGCACAGCCAAUUAUGCCCCAGGCAACCUUGACCAGCCCAUUAUUUUCGACCAGCUGCACACCAACCUAGGGGAGAUGUAUGACAGCCGCAUUGGUCGUUUCACCUGUCCUGUUAAUGGAACUUAUGUGUUCAUAUUCCACAUUCUUAAGCUUGCAAUAAAUGUGCCACUUUACAUCAACCUCAUGUGCAAUGAAGAGGUGAUGGUGUCAGCGUAUGCCAAUGAUGGAGCGCCGGAUCACGAGACAGCCAGCAACCAUGCCAUCCUGCCUCUCUUCCAAGGAGAUCAGGUGUGGCUCAGGUUGCAUCGUGGUGCUAUUUAUGGAAGCACCUGGAAAUACAGUACCUUUUCUGGCUUUUUACUCUACCAUGAUUGAACUUUGUCUGGUCACUGGACUUUGUACCAAAGUGGAACAACUAGAUGACAUUUACCUGGAGCUAAUUUGCUGUGAAGUCUGAGUGCCAAUCUAAAUCGUUGAGGGCUCUGAAGCUCGGGAAGAAAGGACUGUGUUUGGUGGUGGGUAUGGUGUUGAACACAAGGCCAGUUUGUUGAAUUUAAAAAAAAAAAAAAAAAACUUAAUAUUGUCCAACUGGUCUUUUGAUGUUCCUCAAUAAAAUAUGAGCAGUGA
Entelurus aequoreus (snake pipefish) is the source of this 2826-nucleotide messenger RNA. It is a transcript of the gene caprin2, whose product is annotated as caprin family member 2. Gene Ontology annotation, cellular component: cytoplasm. The coding region runs from base 166 to 2574 and encodes 802 amino acids. Gene Ontology annotation, molecular function: signaling receptor binding. Gene Ontology annotation, biological process: positive regulation of canonical Wnt signaling pathway. The transcript is spliced from 20 exons. The record is from RefSeq and is a predicted model, not a curated record. Lineage: Eukaryota; Metazoa; Chordata; Actinopteri; Syngnathiformes; Syngnathidae.